CAUUUCGAAAAGAUGGCUCGUCUCAAACAAAGACCAAAUCGAAUUCUCAAUACAUCGACGAAAACAUCAUCCGCGAAGAAAAAGAAAAAGAGAAUCAGCCGCUCGACACGUUCUGGUUUAACUUUUCCAGUCGGAAGAAUUCAUCGAAAACUUCGUGAAACUACUCGUGGAAAACAAAGAAUUUCAGCAGGUGCAUCUGUUUUUAUGGCUGCUACACUUGAAUAUUUAACUACCGAACUUAUGGAAAUGUCUGCAAUCGCGGCUAAUGAAAGUAAGAAAUCGAGAGUCACGCCACGUCAUCUUCAUUUGGCAAUUUAUGGAGAUCAAGAAACCGCACAACUGCUUGAUAAGGUUACUCUGCCUCAAGGAGGAGUUACACCAAUGCCUAUUCAUCCAUCCUUGCUUCCAAAGAAGAAAGCAAAAGAAGAUGACAAAGAAAAUAAUUCUUGAACUAAACUCUCCAAAUAAAUCGUUUUCAUCAU
Caenorhabditis elegans is the source of this 482-nucleotide messenger RNA. It is a transcript of the gene htas-1, whose product is annotated as Histone H2A. NCBI's taxonomy places the organism in Eukaryota, Metazoa, Nematoda, Chromadorea, Rhabditida, Rhabditidae. Bases 13 to 450 code for a protein of 145 amino acids. The transcript is spliced from 2 exons. The record is from RefSeq and is marked reviewed. Gene Ontology annotation, cellular component: nucleus; nucleosome; chromosome. Gene Ontology annotation, molecular function: DNA binding; protein heterodimerization activity; structural constituent of chromatin.